Zophobas morio is the source of this 1965-nucleotide messenger RNA. RefSeq names its product BLOC-3 complex member HPS1 (gene HPS1). The transcript is spliced from 8 exons. Bases 124 to 1935 code for a protein of 603 amino acids. Gene Ontology annotation, cellular component: BLOC-3 complex. Lineage: Eukaryota; Metazoa; Arthropoda; Insecta; Coleoptera; Tenebrionidae. Gene Ontology annotation, biological process: vesicle-mediated transport. The record is from RefSeq and is a predicted model, not a curated record. Gene Ontology annotation, molecular function: guanyl-nucleotide exchange factor activity.
CUGUCACUCCGCUGUCAUCCGUCAUCCAUACGUCAAAACAAAAAACUCCGGUAAUUAUGUAAAUCCGUCUGUAUUUGUGUAAUAGACUAUUGUUUGAUAACAAACAUUACAAAUUUACUUAGAAUGAAGUGUUUAUUAGUGUUUGAUCACCUCAAUGAUGUAGUUUACACAAACUACGAUAAAGAAUUUUCGGAGCACGUCUGCGAAUUUGCGUCUUUACAAGGUUUCACAAACGCCCCAGAAAAUGCGGAUAAGUCAUCCAUCGAUGAUAAUGCACUCGUUCAGAUAUUUUCCCCCAUAAUCACCUCCCAGAGGAUCAUGAGUUGCCAAUUCGGGAAUUCGUACACAUCCAUACAGUGUGACGAUGGUUUGAACAUGUGUUUCGAUGAAUAUAUGGGGUACUUGUUUGUAAGUGUAGCAAGAGAAGAUAUUCCCAGUAUAAAAAAAUUCCUUAGUAUUUGUAUAACAACAGUGCGGUAUUUAUGUGGACCAGAUGUGUGUCAGCUUAGAUCCAAAGAGAAGAAUUCUCUAGCGACAAGAUUGAUAGACAGUUGGGUGUAUUUGCAGAGUAAUGAUCAAGCUGUGUUUGUCGAGGCUGUGGAGCAACUAGUUGUCAAUUCAGACGUUAGUUCCGUCACUCUUCAAAUUCUGCGCAAAUCAGUGGAUAAAUUAGUAACAAUGACCGACUGUUCAAAAAUACAUGCAAUGGUGCUUGUAAAUAACAAGUUCCUGUCUUUAUUCUCUAGUCAAAACGCCAAAGAAUUGUCAGCUUCUGACAUUCUUUUCUCCACUAUCCUGUCUCACAGUAGCAGCCCAAAGUUUGCCGAGUCCGAAAACCCCCUAGACAGUCUCCAAAUCCUGCUAGCAGGCUCUGAUCAAACCCCCUCGUGUUUAUCCCACGUCGUCCAUAUCAUUCCAAUCUGCGAAGGCAUCAACCUUUUAUACCUUUUAGAAGUCGGAAACGUCGCAAUUUCCUCCGGUUUAUACGAAGUUUUCCACCAUUUGCACGCCAUGCAGUUCGUCCAAAUCCAACGAAAUGUAGAAACUUUAAGACCCGCUUUCGAGAAUUUAGAUUUAGCGAUGAAAAGACUGAACGACGCCCUCAAGAGAAAUAAAAGCGGCGCGAGCGAGAACUGCGCUAAGCAGCUAAUCAAGAAAUGGGAUAUUAUUAGGAGGAAAUAUCUAGAUUUUAUUAAAACCAACUCUGAUGAGGCGCUCUUGAGGGCAGAAACGUUGGCGUUGGGGUUCCUGGAGAAUUUGAAGCAGCUGCUAAGUCUGACUUCCAUUGAUGAGAAGAUUAUUUCUUUGUCGCAAAAACAGACACUCGAGGUUGCGAAAAUGGUGUCUGAUAAGCUGAACACUUACAAUGAGUUUUUGAAAGUCAAGUCAAUUAGGAAUUUCACGCUUGGAUCUAGAGAUUCCCUAACUAUUAAUAAGUACUUGGAGGAGUUUCCUGGGUUGGUUCAUUUUUUGUAUGUGGAUCGCGUCAGUCAUAGGGUGACAGCCCCCACUUUGGACUUCAGUGCAGACGAAACUAACAAACUCACUAAAAACAAAAUUUGGGCGAUGAUUAAAUUUUCGCGGAACCACCUACAAGAAGGUAAUUUGUCGCUCAUGUGGAAGGACACGAUUUUCAACUACGCCUACUUUUUGUGGUUUGAAGACACCAGCGGUACCCCCAUGAAACCUCUAGUUUAUCCAACAAACUCCACAAAAGCUCUUCCUUUACCAAGCCUCUUGGGUAGCGAUUUCUACCAGAGACUAAAAGAAGUCUGUUUUCCAAAAAUGCCAUCAAACAAAAUCCGGUGUUAUGAAUUAUUCUGUGUACAUUUAGGAUUAGUCACUGCCUCCUGCGUCUUAGAACAUACACGAAGAUUAGCGGCCACGAUUUGGGAACUGAGAGGACUCAAAGCCCACCCUAUCGAUCUGUUAUAAACUUAUUAAUAAAACGUUCUUCACGAAAAA